Molecule: messenger RNA, 1098 nt
Organism: Bactrocera dorsalis (oriental fruit fly)
Lineage: Eukaryota; Metazoa; Arthropoda; Insecta; Diptera; Tephritidae
Exons: 2
Coding region: 421-1050 (209 amino acids)
Source: RefSeq, a predicted model, not a curated record
GAAUCGUUACAUCCGUGAACGUAUCACUCGUCACGUAAAAGUCUGUAUUUCGUAUUAUGACAUACGUGAUCGUAACGCUUAUAUACGUGAUCGUAACGCUUCUAUCGUAAUCUGGCAUGAUGACACACGCGAACGAGUAUAUAAACGUAUCCGUUCGUUCGAACUGUCACUCGAACGCAAACUACCGAUCGUAACAGACGAAUUAUUUAAAAAUGUGAGUAUUUGGUAAAUUUUAAAUUUAAAAUUUUUAAUAAUAAAUCUAUUUUAGGACAAAUUAUAAUAAGCUAAAUCCUAAACAAAAAGAUGUGAUGGCGGAAUUCAUGUCAAGCCAUCCAUGUUUGGCAAAAAAUAACCUUCCAAACUCUGCGCAAGGAAGAAUUGCAUCCAACAAAUUAUGGGAGGAACUGGCGAAGCAGCUUUAUGCCGUGGGGCCACCAGUUAAAGAUGCUAAGUUGUGGAGGAAGGUUUUUGCUGAUCAAAAAUAUCAAGCAAAAAAAAAAACUUUCCUUCAAUAAGGCAUCAAAGCAGCGAACUGGUGGAGGGCCCUAUAAUGAAAAGUUGAUCACUGCGACGGACGAACUGCUAAUUGAAGCAGCUGGACUCGAAGCUUGCGUAGAAGGCAUAACAAAUGUUUCUGCAUUUGGAAAUAACCCAACUACGCAAGCUUCGACGUUUAUCGUUAACUGUGAUAGCAGUGAUGAGGAGGCAAGCCCUUUCCCCAGCUCCUUACCAGGCCCAACAACUUCCACACAGUCGCUACUCGCUACAACAAUACCAACAGAAAAAACUCCACGCACACCGAGGAGAAAAAGUAGGAGUGACGAGAAGUUGGAGUUACUUCAACAAAACAUGAAGUCGCUAUCGGCUUUUCAAAAAGGCAUAGACCAGAAGCUUGAUAGGUUAGUAGCAGCACAAGAAAAAAUGCUGGCACUACAGGAAAAGCUGGUUGCCAUUAAGUUGGAAAAGCACCGCAUCCAACAAUCAACAAGGGAAAUAGACCACGAGAUAAAAAAAUUGGAGCUCGAAACCUUACGAAGGAAUUUAUUAUAAAACUUGGUACAUUGAUGUAAAUAUUUUUAGUUUUAAGCAUUUAAUGAA